This is a messenger RNA of Penicillium brasilianum, 522 nucleotides long. The record is from the annotation of a GenBank genome assembly. NCBI's taxonomy places the organism in Eukaryota, Fungi, Ascomycota, Eurotiomycetes, Eurotiales, Aspergillaceae.
AUGGAUACCUCCAGUAUCAAUCCUGCCGAAGAGCUGCCCGAGAUUCAGCCCACAAGUGGCUAUCCUCCAGCCGACGAACCUAUUAUCCACAUGGAACAGCACCCGCAGAUUGACGUGGAUCUACCAUCCGGCCCAGCAAUCCAGGUUGAAGACACAGAGAGACCGUCCUUGAAGGACCAGCCAUUUGCACCUGCGAUGGAGGCUCUCGCGCGGCUCGAACGUGAGGACCCGAAGCUUGCGUUCCAAGCCGCAAGACUCGUCGGACUGUAUCGGCGCCUGUGGGAGUCAUGCAUGGCAAAGCAUAUGGAGGGGGAGAAGUUGGCCAAAGUAAAUGACGACCUGAGGGAGACUCAACAAAAGUUGGUGAACAGGAAGAACAAAAUGCAGUCAAGCCAUGAUGACCAGCUGGCUCGGUUGCAUUUCUUUGAUCAGGCGCUGGAGUCAUGUCGACUCCGUUUGACUGAAAUACUCAAGGAAUGGAAUCGCUACCCUGAUGGCCUCGAGUCAAAGCUUAGUGAAUAA